Messenger RNA from Phlebotomus argentipes, 632 nucleotides. It is a transcript of the gene Ggamma1, whose product is annotated as guanine nucleotide-binding protein subunit gamma-1. The record is from RefSeq and is a predicted model, not a curated record. Gene Ontology annotation, molecular function: G-protein beta-subunit binding. Gene Ontology annotation, cellular component: heterotrimeric G-protein complex. NCBI's taxonomy places the organism in Eukaryota, Metazoa, Arthropoda, Insecta, Diptera, Psychodidae. The transcript has a single exon. Gene Ontology annotation, biological process: G protein-coupled receptor signaling pathway. The coding region runs from base 203 to 415 and encodes 70 amino acids.
UCGCCAUUUUGCUUCUGCUGCAGGUUGAUUUUCACGGGUGUGCGAAAAGGGUGCGAAUUGUGCGUGAAUCCCAUCUAGCGGGGCGUGCGUGAGCGGCAAAGCGGCAACACAGGGUCGUGCGCGAAGUGCGGCAGGCGAGGUUUUUGUUUGCGAGCGCGUGAGAGAAACAGCCUUCAAGAUAGGCCUGUCUGAGACGGCGGUGAUGGAUAUAAUGGCUUCGAAUCUACAGCAACAGAGAGCCAUUGUGGACCAGCUGCGCCGCGAGGCCUCCAUGCAGCGCGUGAUGGUGAGCCAGGCGUGCGUGGACAUCGUCAAGUACGUGACGGAGCACGAGCAGGAGGACUGCCUGCUGGUGGGCUUCAGCAGCCAGAAGGUCAAUCCCUUCCGCGAGAAGAGCUCCUGCGUGGUGCUCUAAGGGGCGCGCGCGCGCGCGCCUCCCGCCAGCCUUUCUGUGUGUCCGUGUCUCCGGGGCGCGCGGCGCCCCCGUCGAAUCCACUCAGCCAAAGAGUCGAGGAGGGACGUGAAAAGAAUCCUCAAAGGGCGCCGAGCAGACCUUAUUUAUUCUUUUCCAGCUGCAUUCUUCAUUAUCACACACCGUUUAUGGAAUAAAUAUUUGUAACACUGUCGAAAAA